GACUGACAAACGUAACAGGCAAAAUUAGCAGCUGGUUUCUGGGCCCUUACCCGGGCAACUGUUGCCACGCCGCUGACCGAGGAUGACCCGAACUUUGGGCUCUGUCCCAAAGGAUUCUACUGUCCAGAGGGCUCCACCACCCCCAACCCCUGUCCCAUGGGCACAUAUGGAGCCUCAGCGAAGCUACAAGCCCUAUCGGACUGCACUGACUGUGACGCCGGAUACGCCUGCCCGUUCCAAAAUAUGACAGCCAAGGGCUCAAUAUGUUCAUCCGGAUACUUCUGCAUCUCCAACUCCAUAGAGACGCAGCCUGUGAGCAAGUCGUAUGGAGACAUUUGUCCAACAGGCUACUAUUGUCUACAAGGCGAUUCUGCUGCCCGCCCUUGUGCGGCAGGCAGCUACGCCCCAACAGCAGGGAUGUCAUCCUGUCUUGACUGCCCCGUGGGAAAAUACUGCCCACAAAACACCACAAAUCCAUUCAGUUGCCCCAUGGGAUAUUACUGCCCGUUGGAUACAACAUCAGAGCGAGCUUUCCCAUGCCCCAUUGGAAAGUUUAACAAUUUGACUGAGCGCGUUCAGGCGUCUGACUGUAUCAACUGUCCAGCAGGCUACUACUGCGACUCACAGGGCCUUGCCUACCCCACGGGUCAGUGUGACCCAGGGUGGUAUUGCACGGUUUCUGCGGUAACAGCUCAGCCCCAGGUCGCAGCCCAGGGCGGUCAGUGCAAAAAGGGCAACUACUGUCCAGCAGGAAGUGGGGCCCAGAUCCAGUGUGAUCCCGGUCAUUUCUGUGCAAAUGAUGAGCAAUCCAGUACCAAUGGAACGUGUUCAGCAGGCUACUUCUGUUCUGGAUCAUCCACAAUGGCCAUGCCAGUCGGACAGGCGUUUGGUGACAUCUGUCCAAAGGGCCACUACUGCAUCCAGGGCAGUGCUAGCGGUGCAAUGUGCCCGCCGGGAACAUUCCUGAACACUACGGGCGGAGUGGCAGAGUCGGACUGCAUUGAGUGCACGCAGGGCUACUACUGCGCAGGUUAUGGAAACAUUGCGGUGACCGGUCAGUGCGCUGGCGGCUACUACUGUCCUCCCAGGAUGAACGUGAGCAAUCCCUCGACAUACACUUGUCCUCAAGGUCAUUACUGCCCGGUCGGAAGUCACGAGGCGGUGCGAUGUCUUUCUGGAACAUACCAAGAUGAGACUGGCCAGUCCUCGUGUAAAACCUGCCCUCAGGGUCACUUCUGUGACAACACCAUCGCUCCAGUCGUACUCUUCAACAACAGCCAUUGCCCACAAGGUUACUACUGCCCCAAUGGUACCAAAUACAGCAGCCAGUACCGCUGCCCGACCGGUACCUAUGGCAACAGUACGGGUCUGUUCCAGAUCUCCGAGUGUACCCCAUGCCCGGGUGGAUACUAUUGCGACCAGCAGGCACAGACCAUGUACACGCUGCUGUGUAACCCUGGCUUCUACUGUCGUCAAGGUGCCAAGACUGGAACUCCUAUGCAGGACGACGAUGCAUACGAGUGUCCAGUUGGCCAUUUCUGUCCCGAGGGAACCAGCGAGCCCCAGAAAUGUCCUGCAGGCAGCUACUCCAACAGCGUGCGUCUGACUAGCGCUGCCGAAUGUACCCCGUGCACCGCCGGAGAGUUUUGCGAGCAAGCCGGAAUGACCACCACAAAUGGGACGUGCUACGCCGGAUAUUACUGCCCUAAUGGAUCCAGCAGUCCGCGGGAGGUGGACUGUCCCAAGGGAUUCUUCUGUGGCAAUGGAACAGCAACACCAUCCCCAUGUCCUAAAGGCACAUAUUCCAACCAGACCAACUUGAUGACCACGUCGCAGUGUGACCCGUGUCCCGGGGGCUAUUACUGUCUGGAGGAGGGACUAGAGGCACCCAGUGGACUUUGUGGUGCAGGCUACUACUGCCCCCAGGGUAUGAUCUACCAGCAGCCCAGUGCCUACCCUUGCCCUGUCGGCCAUUACUGUCCUAACGGAUCGUCCCAGGCUUUACCAUGCAAGAACUACACUGAGGCUCCAACCACUCUCACUGUGGAGUGCAAUGCCUGUCCCGCAGGUUACUACUGUGACGAGACCAUCGGCAUGCGAGUGGUCUGCCCCGCGGGAUAUUUCUGCCCUGAAGGAACCGGAGCAGACUGGCAGGCGUGCCCGCGCGGUACCUAUAGCAACACAACCGGAUUACAUAACUCUAGCCAGUGUACGCCGUGCGAUGCCGGAAAAUAUUGUGGGACUGAACAUCUAACUCAACCAACUGGUAACUGUGCUGCCGGGUAUUACUGCGUAUCUGGCGUUGACAUGGAAAGUCCAGACGGCAACAACGCCGGCGAUGGGGCUAUCUGCCCUCUUGGUCACUACUGCCCGACAGGAAGUAAGACGUACACACCGUGUCAGAACGGAACCUACACCAACACGCUCGGCCAGGCGACCUGCCAUACAUGCGAGGAAGGCUACUACUGCCCGGAUAACACCUCGGAUUACACGGCAUUCCCAUGUCCCAGUGGCCAUUACUGCAGGCCUGGUACCAGGGAGCCGUAUCAGUAUAAAUGUCCGGCAGGAACAUUCAACAAUGGGACACACAAAAUAGACAUUGACGGCUGCUUUGACUGCACACCGGGCUCGUACUGCGAGACAGAUGGGCUCUCACAGCCCACGGGCCUCUGUUCUGCGGGCUACUACUGCAUUGCGGGCUCCAGCACUCCCACACCCACGAGCCAAGGGGGCGGCAUUUGCACGUCGGGGAACUUCUGUCCCGAGGGCUCGACCCAGAUGACCAGCUGUCUGCCGGGCAAGUACUGUGCGGGAGAUAAUCUGAACGAUACAUCAGGCAAUUGCCAGGCCGGGUAUUAUUGCACCCUUGGGGCAAAGACCGCAAACCCAACUACUGGUACCACAGGAAACAUCUGCCCAGUCGGACAUUAUUGUGAGACGGGUAGCAGCGUACCAACCAAAUGCGUGCCUGGUUUCUACCUCCCAACAACCGGAAGCCAAAAUGUCAGUGCCUGCAUAUCGUGCACUCCUGGAAAGUACUGCGCUGGCAACGGACUGUCCGCGCCGACCGCAAAUUGUUCUGCAGGCUACUACUGUCCCGGUGGUCAAGACAAUGCCAGCCCUGUCGGCCUCGCGUGCACGCUGGGACAUUACUGCAUUGGCGGAAGCCACGAGCCGAAACGCUGCGCAUCUGGAUACUACCAGGAUGAAACAGGACAAUCCUCGUGUAAGAUGUGUCCCGCUGGAUUCUUCUGUGACAGUACAAUGAGUCCAGUGGUUUUGUACAAUAACACUUGGUGCCCUGUUGGAUUUUACUGCCCGGCAGGAACGCGAUACAGUACUGAAUAUCCAUGCCAGAUCGGAACUUUUGUGAACGUGACGCACCGUACAGCUUCAAGUGAAUGCCUUCCUUGCACUGGAGGGAUGUAUUGUAGCCAGACGGGGCUGUCUGCCCCUGUGGGACCAUGCGAUGCUGGUUACUACUGUACAACUGGGGCCCAAAGCAAAACCCCGAACCAAUUAACAGACGCCAACAUCUGCACAACGGGCAACUACUGCCCCCAGGGUACGACCACACCCUUAAACUGUCCCCCAGGGACCUACAACGACCAGACGGGUAAGACGGCCGUGUCAGAAUGCAAGGUCUGCACGGGCGGGAGAUAUUGUCCCCGAUACGGACAGACUUCCGUGUUGUCUACCGAGAAAUGCCAAAAAGGAUACUACUGCACUUCCAAGGCGAAUGUUGCCAACUUCACCCUCUGUCCUGCGGGCCACUACUGUCAGGAGGGGGCGGCUCAACCCGUGCCCUGCCCCAUGGGAACAUUCUCCAACACCACGGGACUGACCGGCAGCCAUGAGUGCACUCAGUGUCUCGAGGGUUAUUACUGUCCAACAGCUGGCCAGACGGAGUCCACUGACAUGUGCUGGGGUGGCUACUACUGUCAGGCUGGAUCCUCUGUACCCAACCCCUCGGCCUUCAUCUGUCCCCUGGGUCUUCACUGCCCCAAUGGAUCCAGCACUGGAUUGCAAUGCCCAGAAGGAAUGUACACAAGUGCCUCAGGAAUGUCUGCAUGCCUGACAUGCCCGGCUGGAUUCUACUGUCUUCCCGUAACCAUUGCCAACGCCACCCUGAACUCCCAGAGUUGUCCCGCGGGCUAUUACUGCCCCGCAGGCACUGGCAAAAACUGGCAACCUUGCCCGGCGGGCACCUACAACCCCUCAAAGGGGCUGGCCAACGUGACGCAGUGCACAAAGUGUGACGCCGGGAAGUACUGUCAGGGAGAGGCCAACAUAGCUGUGGACGGUCAAUGUACUGCAGGCCACUAUUGCACACUGGGUGUUGACACGCCCACACCAGACGGCACCAACAACACGGGAACCGGCGGGAUAUGCACGGUGGGGCACAAGUGUCCCCCGGGAUCCACCAUCCCGUCUCAGUGUGAGGCAGGAAGGUUCAACAACCAGACGGGCCAAUCCGCCUGUACCAUAUGUCCCGCGGGAUAUUACUGUGUGGCCGCAUCCGUUGAGUACAUCAGCUUCCCUUGUCCAAAGGGUCACUAUUGCCUUGCUGGUACUGGCGUAUCUACCGCAUACAAGUGCGCUGCUGGAUCCUACAACCCUGUAGAGGGCGCCAUUAGCAUCGCAGCGUGUCUUGCAUGCCCUGGCGGACUCUACUGUGCUGGGCAAGGUAACGAGGCACCGACUGGCGGAUGUUACGCUGGAUGGUAUUGCUCCGGCGGGUCAAGUCUGCCGAAUACGACUACGCACGGCGGGAAAUGCUCCGGUGGAUUCUAUUGCCCAGCUAAUUCCUCUGACCCUCAGAAAUGUGACCCAGGAAAAUAUUGUGAAACGGAAGGUCUGGCCCUACCCACAGGCAACUGUAGCGCAGGCUACUACUGCAUUCUACAAGCAUCCGUUGCCAAGCCGACCAACGGUGUCACUGGUAACGUCUGCCCGGCAGGCUUCUACUGUGAGGAGGGUGUGUCCAGCCCCACCCCCUGCAGCCCCGGCACGUUCAGUAGCUCAACCCAGAAAACCAAGGUGGCAGACUGCAACCCCUGCACGGCUGGGCAGUACUGCCCCCACUACAACAUGACCACCACCAGCGGAAACUGCAGUGCUGGCUACUACUGUCCCCAAGGGGAGAGCACUGCAAAUCGCCUGGCAUGCCCAGUGGGUCACAGGUGCCCAUCAGGAAGCGCCAUCUAUGAGCUGUGUCCUAACGGAGAGUACCAAGACCUCUCGGCCCAACCCACAUGCAAAGUGUGCCCUUCUGGCUACUACUGUGAUAACAGUCUUGGGGUUGUCAACAUCUCGGCGGCCAUUUUGUGUCCCACUGGUUAUUACUGCCCUCCAGGCACUCCUAGAUCCAACAUCUACCCAUGUGAUAUCGGCACGUUCAACAACUAUACGGGUAUCAACCAAUCAAGCGACUGCACCAACUGCUCUGCAGGCUACUACUGCGCAACCAAUGGUCUCACCGUACCCACGGGCCCAUGUAACGCAGGCUACUUCUGCAAGACCGGGGCUGAAACUGCAUCUCCCACGCAGGGGAUCUACGCAAAUGUUUGCCCCAAAGGCUCAUACUGUCCAGUUGGUACUGAGGAUCCCAUCCCGUGCCCUGCGGGAACUUUCGGUGCGGCCACAAAACUAGGAGCAGAGAGCGAAUGUACCCCAUGCACAGCUGGUCACUACUGUACGGCCACGGGACUAACCGCUGUGGAGGGCCAGUGUGUGGCCGGAUACUACUGCGUCCAGGGGUCCAACACUUCCAUGCAGUACAUCUGUACACCAGGACACUACUGCCCGCAAGGCUCUCCCAUGCCUGAACGAUGUCCUGAGGGCACAUUCAACACCUACGAAGGUCUCAUUAACGAGACCCAGUGUACCCCAUGUCUGGCGGGCGAUUACUGCGGUGUGGAGGGUCUCAACACGACAUCCGGGCCCUGUGCUGCGGGCUUCUACUGCCCGCCGGGUCAGGACACGGCCUCACCUGUAACCUACCCGUGCACCCUGGCUCACUACUGCCCUGGUCAGACUGUCAUACCCAUUCCCUGCGCUAAUGGCACCUACAUGAACCACACACAGGGGGCGGCUUGCUAUACUUGCCCGGCAGGAUCUUACUGCGUGAAUGGAGAGGUAGUGGGUCCCUGUCCGGCGGGAUAUUACUGCCCGGAUCACACGGACUUCAACUGGCAGCCAUGCCCUCCCGGAACGUACAACGACGACACCGGAUUGAAGGCGGAGGCCGAUUGCAAGGCUUGUACAGGAGGUCAUUACUGUCCGGAUUACAAUGCGACCAGUCCGGGACCCAACUGCACUGCUGGAUAUUGGUGCCAGUAUGGACUGGAUCGUGCCGACCCGUCGGAUUGCAACGGAACUGAUGCGUGUAACUGCUCAGGCGCCCAGACCGGAUAUGGUGGUAUCUGUCCUAUUGGCCACUACUGCCCUGCUGGCACAACCAAUCCGUUCCCUUGCCCUCAGGGUUUCUAUAACAACAUGACUGGAAAGGAUACAUGCAACCCUUGUCCAGCGGGAUACUACUGCACAGAAGGUACUGGUGACUAUGAAGACCAACCAUGUCCUGCGGGCCAUUAUUGCCCAGCGGGAACGUACGUCGCAACUCAGUUCCCAUGUCCCGCUGGAACAUACUACAACGAUACCAUGGCAACAGAAUUUGACGACUGCAUCUACUGUACACCCGGCUACUACUGCCUGAACCCUGGUCUUUCCUAUCCAUCGGGACAGUGUAACCCAGGUUACUUCUGCUCCAACGCCUCCUCCAGUGCCACGCCUGUUCUCGGCCCCAUGGGCGGUCCCUGUGACCCAGGGUUCUACUGUCCAGUGGGGUCGGCCGCCAAGAGGUCAUGUGACCCAGGAAUGUACUGCCAGACGGCACUUCUUGCAGCGCCAACAAACAACUGCUCGGCUGGAUAUUACUGCACCCUGGAGGCAAAGACUGCCACACCCACAGACAAUGUGACGGGGAACAUCUGUCCCAUGGGUCACUACUGUCCAGAGGGUAGCUCCAUGGCAACCGCGUGCGACACCGGCUACUUCCUGAACGUGACUGGUUCCGAUGCCUUGUCUGACUGCUUGAUCUGCACUGGAGGAAUGUAUUGCCAGGGAACCGGUAACGCACAACCGGCCGGAACAUGCGAUCCGGGCUACUAUUGCCCACCCGGACAGAAUGAUUCAGCUCCGGUUGAUUAUGUGUGCCCCAUUGGCCACUACUGUCCUGGUGCCAACGACGCUCCACUUCGAUGCCUGAACGGCUACUAUCAGACGCAGACGACGCAGUCUACCUGUGACAUUUGUGACCCAGGCUACUUCUGCGACAACACGGUCAACAUUGCGUACGUCAACACAUCAUCGAUCUGUCCGGAGGGUUACUAUUGUCCGGCCGGAACAGAACGCAGCAAUCAGUACCCAUGCCCCAUUGGAACUUUCAACAAUCUGACGGGCUUGGAGGCAGUGUCUCAGUGUACACCAUGUCUCGGCGGUUUCGCCUGCCCGGUUACAGGAAUGACCCAGAUGCUGGACAUUUACAAGUGUGUGGCCGGAUAUUACUGCAGGACGGGCGCAAACAUCACUACUCCGAAUCAAGGAACGGAUGCCAAUACCUGUCCAGCAGGCAAGUACUGCCCAUUGGGAACAACCGACCCGGUUUCCUGCCCAAUCGGCACCUACAGUAACAUGACUGGGCUUGACGCAGAGGGGGACUGCAUGCAGUGUCCUGCCGGAAUGUACUGUGAUGGCACGGGACUUGUGUAUCCCACGGGACUGUGUCUGCAAGGUUACUACUGUGAGAUCGGUUCCAACCGAAGUACUGAGUAUAUCUGCCCUGCAGGCAGCUACUGUCCAGUGGGCUCCAAAGUUCCCACGCCCUGUCCAGCAGGCACAUUCAGCAACACCCAGGGGAUGUGGAACAUGUCCUCUUGCACACAAUGUGACCCCGGAAAAUACUGCAACGACACUGGAUUGACAAGCAACGUGAACCAGUGUGACCCAGGCUUCUACUGCCCGGGUGGUCAGUCAGUGCCCAACCCAAUAGCAUACCCAUGCCCCAUCGGGCUCCAUUGUCCCGCAGGUACUGGCACCCCAGUCCCAUGUGAGCCAGGAUUCUUCACCAACCUCACCCAGCAGUCGACCUGCCUUGUGUGCCCCGCUGGGUUCUAUUGUGUGCCAGAGGAAGUCAUAGCUGGAAACUCCAAGUCCGGUUACUCAUUGUGCCCAGAAGGAUUUUACUGCCCGCAAGGAACUGGACGAAACUGGACUGGAUGUCCGGCAGGAACAUUCUCCAACGUCAAGGGACUAGACGAUGAAUCCGACUGCACACCGUGUCUGCCCGGAAAGUACUGUGAUGUAACCAAUCUUACUGCACCCGUUGGUAAUUGCGAUCCGGGUUACUUCUGCACAUCUGGGGUAAACACCCCGCAACCGGAUGGCACAUCAAACACUGGAGUUGGUGGUAUAUGUCCACCUGGACACCAGUGCCCACUGGGAAGUGAUGUAGCGGACAGCUGUCUGGAUGGAUAUUAUCAGGAUUUGGAUACCCAAGCAGCCUGCAAGCUCUGUCCGGCGGGCUACUACUGUGUGGCAGGCAGCACCAACUAUAGCUCCACCCCCUGUCCCAGCGGCCAUUACUGCCUCGAUGGAACCACCUUCGACAAGAAAUACCCGUGUCUCAAGGGAACAUUCAACGCACUCACUGGCAUGCAGAACUCAACUGCCUGCCUGCCUUGUACCCCGGGUAGCUACUGCGGAACUGCCGGGCUCAGCGCCCCAACCAACACGUGUGACCCUGGCUGGUACUGCACCUCAGGAUCUUUCUUGGCGCAGCCCACAAGCCCAGAGGGUGGCAAGUGUUUGAGGGGUACCUACUGCCCACGAGGUAGCUACACACCCACGGGCUGUAACCCCGGGUCUUACUGCAGCACCGACAUGCUCUCCGCGGUAACGGGUAACUGUACUGCAGGAUACUAUUGUACGGGAAACUCCACCACGGCUAUACCAACUGGAACUGGUGGUGACAUCUGUCCGACGGGAAGCUACUGUGUGUCCGGGAGCCCAAGCCCGACCCCCUGUGCCCCGGGAACGUUCAACCCAAGCACCAAGGCAGUGGACAUCACCAAAUGCCUCUCGUGCACAGCAGGGAAAUACUGUGGGGCCUCGGGACUGUCGGCAGUCUCCGGCAACUGUCAGCAAGGCUACUAUUGCCCUGCUGGUCAGGCCACUGCCACGCCCGCUACAUAUGAAUGUCCCGCGGGAUACUACUGUGCGUCGGGAGUCAGCACAUACACCAUCUGUCCAUCUGGGCAGUACCAGGACGAGACGCGUCAAUGGGCGUGCAAGCAAUGCAUGAAGGGAUUCUACUGCGACAACUCUAACGGCCCCAUUCUCAACUAUACACUGACAGUCUGCCCCAAUGGUCAUUACUGCCCCAACGGCACCCAGACGGCCAGGCAGUACCCGUGUCCAUCUGGAACGUACAAUGACGGGACGGGACUGACUGACUCCACUGAAUGUACUCCAUGCAUGGGGGGCCACUACUGCACCUCUGGCACGACAACACCGACCCUCAAGUGCUCAGCAGGGUUCUACUGCCUCAACAGCUCCAAGACAGCCUCUCCGACACAAGGUCCCGAAGCCAACCAGUGUCCUGUCGGCCAUUAUUGCCCCGAGGGGACGGUGGAGCCGAUAAAUUGUCCGGUGGGAACGUUCUCCAACACGGUCCGUCUGAUGAACGUGUCACAGUGCACGCAGUGUACUCAAGGGUAUUACUGUAAUGUUGAAGCUCUGACAGCCCCUGUUGCCAAAUGCAGACCUGGAUUCUACUGUGAGACUGGCUCCACCAACGACUCCCCUGUUGUGUGCCCCGCAGGACGCUAUUGCCCAGAAGGUACCCACACGCCAACGAGAUGUCCCACGGGAACUUUCUCCAAUGCCACGCAGUUAAGCCACGCUGACAACUGCACCCAGUGCACCGCGGGUUUCUACUGUACCACCACAGGACUCACUGCACCAGAGGGGAACUGUACGCAAGGCUACUACUGCCCGACAGGCUCAAAGGCAGGUGCCACAACCAAAUGUCCAAUACCGUACUACUGCCCAGAAGGCAGCGCUAGCCCGGUGGAGUGUCCAGCAGGUUCCUACACCACUCAGACCACACAGUGGCAGUGUGUGACUUGUCCACAAGGGUCCUACUGUGUCUAUGAUAAUGUCGUCUCUGGAAGCGUUACCUCGGUGAGAUUAGCCUGUCCUAGGGGCUACUACUGCCCUCAGGGGACGGGCUAUGACCAACAACCCUGUCCCAAGGGCACUUUCAGCAACUCCCUGAGUCUCUCAAAUGCCACUCAAUGUACCCACUGCACCGGUGGUUACUAUUGUGAUACUGAAGGUUCCACCGCAGUCAAGGCCAAGUGCUAUGCUGGAUACUGGUGCCAGUCCGGCGUUGAUCGACCAGACCCUGAUAACGACGCCGACCCCAGCACGUACAAUACCACUUGUGGACUCGGGGGCCACACAGGUUAUGGCAGCCUAUGUCCAAUCGGCCACUACUGUCCCGAGGGAAGCACCCUCCCAACACCGUGUGUGGCCGGAACUUAUCAAGAUGAGCAGGGAAAGAGCUUCUGUAAAGGCUGCCCAGCAGGCUACUACUGUUUGGUCCAGGCGUCCAACUACACAAGCACUGUCUGCCCCAAGGGUUACUACUGCCCGGCAAACACGACCUCCGCCAGCCAGUACGCUUGCAGCAUUGGCACGUUCAACCCAAACCUUCAGAUGACGGACGUUGCCGCGUGUGUCAAAUGCACUCCUGGAUCGUACUGUGGCAGUAAGGGACUGGCUGAGCCCACUGGAGUCUGCGACUGUGGAUACUAUUGCACGGAGGGUGCUACUCAGAGGAACCCGAAUGUUGCAGCCGAAGGCGGGAAAUGCAAGUUCACUAAUGGACAAGGGUACUACUGCCCCAGUAACAGCUCUGCCCCAGUGGUGUGUGACCCAGGCUACUACUGCUCCACCGAGAAACUGUGUGCGCCUUCAGGCCAAUGUGAUGCAGGUUACUGGUGUUUCAACGGGAGCUACUAUCAUCAGCCCCAGGACGGAGUGGUCGGUGACAAGUGCCCCAAGGGCCACUACUGCCCCAUGGGUAGCGGGGCUGGUAUCCCUUGCCCUUCAGGCUACUUCCUGAAUGCUCGUGGUAGCACGAGCAACGCCAGUUGUACCAUCUGCACCAAAGGCAAGUACUGUGAGACAGAGGGCCUGGACACUCCCACGGGUAACUGUGCUGCGGGCUACUACUGUCCUGCGGGUCAGUCCACCUCCACCCCCGCUGCCUAUAGCUGUCCUGUGGGCCACUUCUGCGCGGGAGGCCUGGCCGACCCGGUUGUGUGCCCCGAUGGGCAGUACCAGGACCUGCCAAUCCAGUCAGCAUGUAAGAGCUGUCCUGCAGGAUACUACUGUGACAAGGGAAGAUAUGGCCCCAUCUCGAACUACUCCCAGUACUUGUGUCCCGAGGGCAGCUACUGCCCAGUAGGCACGAAGUACGAGGACCAAUACCUCUGCCCGCUUGGCACCUUCAACAAUGUCACAGGUUUAACUCACUCGGACAACUGCACACAAUGUGUGGGUGGUAUGGCGUGUGACGAUACAGGACUCACGUAUCCCAAGAAUCCAUGCUCCGCAGGCUACUACUGCAUCUUGGGCGCCAAGUCUCAGACUCCCACGCAAGCCCCGCUGGCUGCCAAGUGUCCCACGGGUUCUUAUUGCCCCCAGCAGACAGCUGACCCUGUCCCGUGCCCCGCCCGAACAUUCAACCCCAGCGAGGGACUGCAUUCAGAGUAUCAGUGCUUGAAUUGUACCGGCGGCAAAUAUUGUAAUGACACAGGCCUCAGUGCAGUAGUAGGACCAUGUUCCGUGGGAUUCUACUGCCCCGUGGGGAGCCUCAGUUCCACAGAGUUGCAGUGCACUGUGGGUAACUACUGCCCGCUUGGCUCUGAGAACCCCACACAGUGCCCCAACGGAACUUUCUCCAACAAUCUGGGAAUUGGGGCUGCCUCCGACUGCGUGCAGUGUAACCCAGGCUACUACUGCAAUGGAAAGGGUCUGACCAACGUGACUGGCUUGUGUAAAGAAGGCUACUACUGCCCACUGGGAAGCAGCGUAGAGACGCAGGUGAUCUGUCCAAUCGGCAAGCACUGUCCCACGGGUUCAGCCACCCCCCAGGACUGUCCCCCAGGAUACUACACUGGCGCCACGGGCGAGUUCACAUGCGCCGUCUGCCCAGAAGGUUUCUACUGUGUGGCUGCCAACGUGAAAGCCGGCAACAUCAGCACGGUCAAAACUCUGUGUCCAGCCGGAUAUUUCUGCCGGAACGGAACCGGAUACGACUGGCAACCGUGUCCUGAAGGCACUUUCAGCUCCGUCGAGGGUCUCACGAAAGAACAGGAGUGUACCGCCUGCCUCGGUGGAAUGUACUGCGACCGAACCAACCUCACUUCUCCGGCUGCCCAAUGCGCUGCUGGUUACUACUGCACAUCCGGUGCCCUGUCUUCCAAUCCCACAAUGGUCUACAGCAGCCAGUGUCCAGCGGGAACCGUCCACCCAAUAAUUGGUGAUAUAUGUCCUGUUGGCCAUUACUGCCCAAUUGGAUCGGACAAGCCGAUUGGCUGCAUGGCUGGAACUUACCAAGAUCUGACCAAUCAGGAUCACUGUAAGGCCUGCCCCUCAGGUUACUACUGCCCGGCCAACACCAGCGACUACAACUUGUUUGAUUGUCCGUCUGGUCAUUAUUGCCCAGUCAACACAACAUAUGCUACACAGUACAGAUGUCCACCUCAGACGUUCAACAAUCUAACAAAUGGUCACUCUCUUGAUGACUGUGAGUCGUGUAUCCCUGGCAUGUACUGCGAGGGCUACGGUAACGUGUGGCCCACUGGGGACUGCGCCCCUGGGUACUACUGUACCAACGGGUCCGACACCGCAAGGCCCACAAUCCAGGGAGGUAGAUGCCAGGCUGGCACAUUCUGCCCCGCCGGAGCAAGUUACGCCUACAAUUGCACUCUGGGAAUGUACUGCAGUCAGGCGGAACUCGAUGCGCCGCAGGGUUUCUGCAACGGGGGAUACUAUUGUCCAGGAGGUGCAAAGAGCCCGCAGGAGAUUGAAUGUCCGGUGGGCCACUUCUGCCCCAAUGGUACGGGCCUCCCGCAGGCUUGCAGGAACGGGACGUACGGGCCCGUCAAGAGGCUCAAGGUUGAGGCGGAGUGUCUACUGUGCGACGGAGGAUAUUACUGCAAUGGCACUGGGCUGUCUGCAGUCUCUGGACAGUGUGAUGCUGGGUUCUACUGCCCAGACGGUCAGUCCCAGCCAGACCCGUUCCCGUACCGUUGCACUCCUGGAUAUUACUGCAUUGCGAGGUCAGCUAACCAGGUCAUCUGCCCCAAUGGUUACUACCAGAAUGAGUACCAGAAACACGACUGCAAGCUGUGUCCACCUGGCUACUUCUGUGACAAUUCAAACGGACCAAUCGGUAACCUCUCCAACUACGAGUGUCCCAAUGGCUAUUACUGCCCAGGUGGCGUCAACCGGUCUAACGAAUACGCCUGCCCACCAGGAACAUAUAACAACAAGACGAUGCUUGUUGCAGUGAGCGAGUGUCAACCAUGCGUGCCCGGAUAUUAUUGCCAGAACAAGGGACUACCCGAACCAGAGGGAUUGUGCUUCCCAGGUUUCUUCUGUAACGGCAGUACCAUUCUGCCCAACUCCCCGUCUGCUGUCUGCCCGAUAGGAAACUACUGUCCUGAAGGAAGUUACGAACCUACGCCGUGUCCAUCAGGCACCAUAGCAACAGGAACCGGAAACUCCAACCUCACAGAUUGCGAGCCUUGCAAACCCGGGAACUAUUGCACGGCCAUCAGCUCUCAGAAUGGCGUCACUCUAAGUUUCAGUCUACGCUGUGCGGCAGGUUACAUUUGCAUGACUGGCUCCAACGUGGCCACCCCGACAGAUAGAGUCAUUGGUUACAUUUGUCCUGUGGGCUACUAUUGCUUGGAGGGCGCAGUUAUUGAGUUAGCCUGCGCACCCGGCACAUACCAACAGGCCACUGGAAAAGACUACUGUGACGUGUGUCCGGCUGGAACCACAUGUCCAUACACGGCGAUGAACGCGACCUUGCCAUGUCCUGCCGGAUACUACUGCCCGAACGGAACAGUCGACAAUGGAGAACCAUGCCUGCCAGGCACCUUCAACCCCAACCAGGGUGUCGACACACCGGGUAACUGCCUCGCCUGUCUGCCCGGGAAAUACUGCGAUGGAGUAAACCCGGCUGCUACCACGGGUAACUGUUCCGCAGGCUAUCUCUGUUUGGGUAACGCUACCACACCAACACCAAACACUGGAAACAACAAGCCCUGUCCCGUGGGCCACUACUGCCUAGAAGGUACCUCUGCUGCAACACCCUGCCCCCAUGGUACGCUGCGCAACAGCACCCACGGUAAAAGUGUUGACGAUUGCCUCCCCUGCACGGGCGGUAAAUACUGCAAUGGGUUGGCCCUCGUUGCGCCCUCUGGUCCCUGUGCUCAGCGCUACUACUGCCCAGCCAUCGCUGACGUUUUUGAUCCACAACCCACUGAAUUCCUCUGCCCCACUGGAUCCUAUUGCCCAGCAGACUCAGCUGACCCUGUUCCCUGCAACCCCGGGACCUACCAAGAUAACGAGGGAGAGAUCACUUGUGACCCGUGUCCUGCAGGCUACUACUGCCCCGCCAACACCACCAACCCUAUCGACUGCGGGAACUACUCAUACUGCCCCCAGGGGUCCCGGGCCCCUACCCUGUGUCCCAACGGGACCUUCAAUGAUGUCUACAUGAAUCUUAUGGCACCAGAAGAUUGCAAAGCCUGCACUGCAGGAAAGUACUGUACAGGAGGUCAGAUUUCCGGCCCGUGUCAAGCCGGAUUCAUUUGCUGGAGCGGUAUUGGGGUAUCCAAUCCGGACAGUUCAUAUGAACCUAAUGGCGGGCCCUGUGACUAUGGGUUUUACUGUGUAGAAGGAACGCAAACACCGGAAACCUGUCCACCAAAUCAAUUCAUCAACAAAGAAGGUGCUGCGUCUCAAGGAGAAUGUCAGCCGUGUCCGGGUGGAAGGAUCUGUCCGGAAAAUUCCACAGUUUCUGAACCUUGCUGGGCUGGAUACUACUGCAUGGUCAAUGAAUCUCCUGCAAAGUGUUGGAAUGGUACGUACAACAGCAAGACGGGCAUGAGCGACGCGAGUGCCUGCCUACACUGCCCACCUGGUUACUUCUGUGACGAAGAGGCCAUCGCCAACUACACGACCAACCCCUGCCCCCUCGGCUACUUCUGUCCUAAUGCGACCAUUAUCCCGGAACCAUGUCCUAUGGGCACAUAUAGGGACAUAAUUGCUGCAGAGAGUGAACUAGAUUGCUUCCCCUGUCCAGGAGGCUCCUAUUGUCCGGACACAAACAUGACCUUUGCUGGAUAUCCGUGUGUAGAUGGGGAAUAUUGUCCUGAAGGGGCUCAGAUUAAGCGCAUGUGUAAAGCUGGCUACUUCUGCAACAACUCCGAGACCCAGAUAUCGUGUCCACCUGCGUACUACUGCCCUGAGAACUCCACCCAGCCCACUAAGUGUCCACGUGGUAGCUACUGUACUGGAAACUACUUUGACACCUGCAACUGCACCGAUGCCGGGGCCAUUGAACCAACCAUGUGCCCCCCCGGCUGGGGAGAAAAGAUCGGGGCCAAGUGGAUCACGCUUGACGACACUUGCGCGCCGUGCAGGGCCGGCUACUACAGUGCAGCAGACGGCAGUGGUUGUCUCCCUUGUCGGGCAGGAGUUGUCUGUCUUGAUAAAGCCACAAUGGACAACCCUGUGGCAAACAACAGCGAUCUAGCGUACAUCUUUGGACCGAAUGGAACAAACUCAUACAUUUGCCCACCAGGUUACUACUGCCCUGAAGCUAGUGGUUUCGAAACUGGAUGUCCCACUGGAACGUACAACUACGAACUCGGUAUGACGUCCCUUAGCGACUGCAUUGCCUGCCCGAUUGACCACUUCAACCACUUGACUGGUCAAACCGGUUGCUUCUUCUGCGGUGGCGAGGCCAAACAACCGCACACAGGUCAAGCCAGCUGCGAAUGUUCUGGAAAUGGUCGAGAUUUCCAGGAAACCGAUCGUCAGUGCCCGUGCGCUGCCGGGUUCAAGGAGAUCGAUGGGGAUGAUGACUGCAUCAAGGAUGUGCUUGACAACUGCGGUAGUGACGAGUAUCGCUUCAUGGACGGCUCAUGUCUCAACGCUGAUGGAUUUAAGGAAGUCUGCUCUACCAAGUACUGCAAGGAAGGCGAGUACAAGGGAUUCAUAGCCCAGAAGGGAAUCUGUCUGUGCAAGGCAGACGACCUUGAGGCGCUGUGUAACACAGCCUGUCGCAAGGCCUCCGCCUUACGGAUGCAGUUCGUCUGCUCAAGCGCUCCUAAAGACUCCUACCUUCAAGUGCAAGACAAGUCUGGAAACAUCAAGAAACAAUGGGUAUCAUCCGCAAUGACUGCAGUGAUCAACGCAGAGAACGCUCUGACCCGUGACCAGUGUGACAGCCUUGAUGACACGUCACAUGCUGUCCAUUUCAUGAUCAGCACACCUGAUGGCUUCUUAGGUGUCUAUGAACCUGAUGCGGACGCCCUAACCUCCAUUGUCGACAGUCAAGUAAAGACCAACCUUACUGGUAACGCCACCGACGACAGUGAAAUCACGUACUACGGGCGUCGACGCCUCCUUGCUACAACCACAUACCAGGGCACAAACUUCACAGGCAUUACCAACCCAAUCAUCUGUCUGAAGAAUGGAGAGUUCAUGAUGUGGGCCGUGGAUAACACCAACUAUCCGGUAUACGACAGGAACAAUCUCUUCAAUACCAACUCGCAAUUUGACUAUGGUGGGUUCCGUGCCCUGGCAGAGGCACAAGCGCAGGUCGGCACGACAACCACCUUGUUUGCCUACCAGUUCAACGAUCCGGGAACCUAUGUGUUCUACUCCAGCGCUGACCAAUUCAAGAAAAUGUAUAUCAGUGUAAUGCAGCCUGCAACCCAGUGCGCCCAGACGGGACCAUUCUUCCCUGUGACAACGUCAAAUAUUGUUUCCAACGGUAUCGGUUUCAACCAGGAUAUUCUGCAGGCCCCUGAUUGGCCGGUUAUUUUUAUCCUUCUCGGAGCUGGCUUGCUGAUCAUCAUCCUGAUGGUUAUCGCCCUUGUGCUGUUCCGGAAGUACGGCUGGUUGAAGGAUAAUUACCUUAACCCAUUCUACCGCGAUCGAACCCUCCGUUUCGACUUUGACAACUACGCCAGCAAGGGUUCCACCGUGUACCCUGUACGCAAAUACCACCGAAACAUGACCGCUAUACAGGCUGGAAACAUACCCGCCAUUCAAGCUUCAGCCACCCCACAGACGGAUGUUGGUGAAAGUGUACAGGAUGAGUUCUGGGAUUACGAUCGCCAGGUCGACCUGGAAGGCUUCAGCUCUCGUCGCGUGUAUGACACCCUCGCAAGACAGUCACGUGCCGUCACAAUGACCCUUGGAAAACAGAAAGACGAGGUGAAGCAGAUGUACCAGAAGGUCGCAGCUCAGACUGACUCCCUUAAAGCCCUCUGGGCAGCCAAGAUGAACCUACAGGGGACUGCGGCCCUGGCAACUGAAGAAGAUAUCCAGGACUACGAACGAAAACUCAGCGACCUUGAACACGAGCUGGCGCGCAGGAAGGAAGUGGGUCACAGGUUCCAGGCAAUCCUGAAUCAGCAGGAGUUCUUGGCCGGAGAGGACGAGAAGCAUAGAGAGUCUCAUCAGGUCAACUUCCAAGCUGCACUACGGGAGGCACACCGCACAUUAAAGGAUCACACUGAAAAACAGCAGCGAGGUCAGUUAGUGGACGCUAGCGGUAAGUUUGACACAGCCGGACAGCGAGCUAUGGAGAAUCGCGUGUCCUCUCUGAUUUCAAAAAUGUCCACGGAACUGACCAACGAGAGUGGGCGAUUGGGAUGCUGGGGCGUUCUAGGGCAGGGCACCGGUGCUCAGCUGUUGAACGGGAACCACCCGAUGUCACGCGAUGAAAUAUUCGGCAAAUCAUGCCCACUUGUCGAGACAGACAAAUCAACUGGUCUGCUGAGAGCCAAGACUGGCUCGCACAUGCUGUUGGGCGAUGGUUCCACACGUACAGUUCCCGAACACAACUUCAUCCAUCCUCAGACAGGAAACGUUCUCCCUGUGCAAGGAAAUGUGGCGUUUGACCCUGUGACCUCUAGACUGGUUUUCGUUGUGGAUUCUGCCACAGGAGAAGCUCCCAAGAACGAGGAUUCCUACAUUCCAUUCGUUCCUUACCCCACCCACAACGGUCAGUCUGUGCGCACAAAACUUGAGCCUCUUAAGCACGCCACAGACCUUCGAUACGGAGCCCCAAUGUCCGACCCAGAAACCAGCCUGCAUGUUCCGAUCCUUGCGGUUACAAUCCAUCCUUCGACUGGUGCAGUUUUGCCUGUCGGAGGCACGCACAUCGACAUAGUUACCGGUUUGCCCACGCCGAUAGAGGUUGGAUCGCUGAUGGUUGAUCCAAACUCCGGUCUGCCGGUUCCCAUUUUGGCAGUAGCAUUGGACAAUGAAUCAGGUGAGGUUGUUCCAGUUGGAGGUGUUCACCCUGACAACUCGCCAAUCCUUCCUGGUCAGACAUUUACCGACACUCUCAGCGGAAAACGAGUCCGAGUCCACGGCGGCCAUCUUGCCACGACGCAGGUCCAACCAUCGGCAGGCGGUUACCAAGCCUUGCUCAACUCUACCGUUCUUGCAUGCGAGGCUCGUGUUAAUGAUGCCAUCCGGGCUUAUUUGGAAGCAUUAAGCGCGUCCACGGACAAUGGGGUUAACGUUCGACACGAGGAAGCCACCCUCGAGUCAGCAAUUAAGGAGCUUGAGAACUCGCGCAACAAGAUGAAGGUUCAUCUGAUACGCACGCAACAGGACAUCAAACGUCGCCAGGAGCGGGCUAGUAUCCUAGCAACCACAGGAGGCUCACCUGGAAUGUACGAAUUUGAGAAGACAGGCCAGGUGUUACCAAUCUUGGUGGGCACAACGAUGACUGAUACUGCCGGCUCUGGACAGGAAGUGCCGAUCCUUGGGGCGGAGAAGCACCGAGUGACAGGCAAGAUUAUGCCCCUUGGUGGAACUAUGGAGGACCCAGAAGGAGCAGGUCUAGUGCCAAUCAGCAUAGGCAAGAAAGCGAUCGAUCCGAUUUCUGGCGAGUUAAGUCCGGUGAUAGGAGUGCGACUGAAUGCCGAGACAGACACUGUGGUCCCGAUAACGCUGUCUUCAAGCAGUCAUCGCAAGAAAGCAGCGCCACCUGGUGCUGCGGCCAUGUUGGAAGAAGAGAUCGUUGCCAGACGCGGCUACUGGCGACGACAACGGCAACGCGAGGAAGAGAUAACGGCAGUUGAGCACAACCUGGCACAAACAUUGUUGCGCGACGUCGAUAGUGUGACUGUGAAAUUCGUCGCUCGUGCUUUAGAGGAAAUAGACUCAGGUGCAAAUUCUCUUGCGGAAUCUGGCAAACGUGAGGUUCAGAGACGCGGUGCGGCAGAACAAGAGUAUAGUUCGGUGCUGCCACCAGAGGUUGUCGCGGUGUUGACUGAUUGUGAUGCCCGAGAGUGCGAGAUGGAGGAGGGGCAUGUUGGCGCACAUGUGAAGUUUGCAGACGCUGUGAGGAAGUUCUUCAACAAACUUCAGCAGGAGGAGAAGAAGUAUAAGGACAAAAUGGAGCAACUUCGGGGUGGCGACAAUGAUGAAGCUGAACAUGUUCAGAACCAGCGAUACCGACAGGCCAAAGAUCGUCUACUAGCCGAACUACAGGACCAAAUCAUAACAAGGGUUGAAAACCUUGACGAGGCACAUUCGGCUCUCGAGUACGCUCGACAACGCUCUGAGCUCUGUUGCCAGGAAGCAAAGGUGGUUCUUACCCACAGUGCAUUGCUUGCGGGUGAUUACGAUGCCCAAUUGAGCGGCGUUUAUGGCGACGCAGCUACGACAGAAACUGAGAAAGACUCUGAAUUGGUGCCACUGUUGAAACAGCUGAUAGCGAUGUUAGAGUCUGGUGGUCCGUUCUAUCUGUCCUCUGAACUUUUGAAUGUGAUCAAGAACGCUGCUGGCGGCAGUAACGUUCACACUAGUAACGUGCAUAAUAUAAACAUUGGCGGAGAGGACGGAAAUAAAGGACGGCAGGGUGGAAGUUCGCUUAGAGUAAGCAAAGAUGACGACUCUGGAAAAGAUAAGAAGAAAGUUAAAGCAGCUUUGGUUAAGAGCGCUAAAGAAGAUAAGAAUGAGAAAAAGAGAUCUAAAUCGGAGAAGGAAGCUGGUGAUUUGCAGGGAAAAUCCGGUGCCAAUUCUGAAGCUGCAUGGAAGGAACUCGUUCGUAAACUUUUCGAAAGGCAAGCCUACGAGGCGGCCAAACUUGAGAAUGAUCUCAAGUCAGACGAGAUUAACGGGAUGCAGGAUAUCAUCAACGAGACGGAGCGAAAGAAGAAGAACAUGAUGAACGAGGCUCGCGAGGACUUGAGACAGAAACUCGAGAAAUGUGACACUGAGAAAGAGCGCGAUAAACUCAUGGCAGAUUAUGCAGUGAAUCUGCAAAAGGUGAAUGACGCCUUUGACAAGCAGAAGAACCAACAGUUAGAGACUCUUAGAAAAAAAUUGUUGGAGAGCAGACGAACGCGUCGGAAGGAUCUGUACCGGAAACACUGCGAGGAGGCGCAGGCUCAGGGCGUUGGGAUUGACUCGGUACCCGACGUAAAUAUCCCUGGUUAUGACGAUCUGAUGAGGGAUUUGUUGCGACUCCAGGAGGACCAGGAAAGAGCUCUCGCAGAGAUGCAACGUGAGGGAGAAAAGGCGCGAAAUGAGGUUGAGGUGCCAGAAAUCGACAAUGAGUUUGAGCGAGCGAUCCGCAAACUUGACGUUGAUGACGCAACGAAACAGCAGAUGAUUGAUCAAGCGCGUCAGAAGAACCGAGAGCUCCAAGACAAGAUCGCCAGAAUGAAAGAUCAGCUUCAGCAGCGUAAAGAUCGCGUGAAACUGAGCAAACUUUCGGCAGACGAACAGAGCGGUCUGGCGGCUGAGGAUCAGGAGAAGUUGAUUGAUGCUCGCAGGAUUCAGAGCGAGGCUGAUCGCGAACGGGAAGAGCUGGCUCUUCUAGAGGCGCGACGAAUGGUUGAGAAGGAGCAGCAAAGAUUGGCUCAAGAACAAGCCCUCCGGGAUGCUCUCCGCAGCAAGAAAGAAGACGAACGCGACCGUAUCCUUGCCCUCUACCAAUCGGAGCUUGACAAGCUCGUUAGUCGUCAAGACGACGCAAGGCAGGCGCAGCGGGACAAGAUCGUUGGAAAGCUUGCGGCAAGAAAGCGUCUGCGUGAGGAGGUCGAGAAAGAACAAGCGGUGGCUAGAGAACUGGACAGAAUUACCAAGAGACACGUGACGCAAGGCGACCAGGACACGGCAGACGUCAUUAUGGAUAUUAACGAGAAGGUCAACGGUGACAACCUGACGCCUGAGCAAGUCAAGCUUCUGGAGGAACAAGAACUUGAGGCUGAGAAGCUAGAAUCUCGACAGCGGGAUGAACAACGCGGGAUGAACCGAACGUUCAAUGAGGAAAUGGUGACAGAGGAGAUGGAGGUUGACAACCAGAUUCAGGAGCAGAAACGUCUGGCAGUGGCAGAGCAGAAGAACAAGUUUGAUCGUGACAUGCUGCUCAAUCGUCAGAGCAUGACGGAGGAAGAAUAUCGUCGUCUGCUGGCCGAUCAUCAGCGGGAACUUGAGGCGCUGGUCGCCAAUAUGGAUCUCGAGAAGGAUCGUCAGAAACGUGCCAUCAAGGACAAGAUUCUGGAGAGACGUAAGAAGCGCGACGCUCAACUUGAAGAGAAACAUCGUCUGGAAAUGGAGGAGGAGAUGACGAGACAACAACAAAAGCGAGACAAACUUAACGACCAGAUCGCGCGACAGGUCGAAGAUGCAGAGCUGAAAAAGAAUGUCAAGAAUAUCGAUGGCGACAAAGCAGAGAACCUGAUAUACACUGUGCUCCGACAGCGUCACCUUAAAGAGGCGAUUCACCUCGAGGAUCAACUGGCAAGGGAAAUGGCCGCCGCAAAGAGACGAGCGAGGGCAGAAGUGGAGCAGAGUCGACAGAAGGAACGCGAGGUGCUCAUGCAGGCGUUUGAACAGGAAAUGAUGGAUCUCGUGGCAAAUUCAAAGGGAAUGAGUGAAGAGGAGUUGAAUGCUCGAAAACAGGACCUAAAACGAGAACAAAAGCGCCAGAGGCUUGACUUUGACAAGCUGACAGAGAAACUUGUACAGCAAGCUGAGAAGGACAUCACGCCAAAGAUGGAGAUCCAACAGACGCACCAGCGACUUGAACUCAAAGGAAAACAACUCCAGGAACUCUCUGAUGCCAUGCAGGCUUAUUCUCCUUCGGAGGAAAUGAAGCAGAAGUACGCGGAGGAGGCUCGGCUAGCCGCGCUUGAGGCAGAAAGGUUCAGGAACGAGGUGCUGCGAAAAAUGGAGGAAGAGUUUGCGAGAAGAAAGAAGGAGGAAGAGGAAAGGGAGGCAGAGAAGCAGCGGAAGUUGGAGGAACAUUACAGACGUCUACAGGCAGAGCUGGAAGACGAACAGCGUCGUGAAGAGCAGCGACUUCGCGAACGUGAUGACGAGAAGUUCCGUCUGCGACAGAAACAGCUCGAGGAAAGACGCAAAAACGAGGAAGAAUCCAUUCUUAAGUCGCAGGCCAGCGAGUCCGAAAAGCAACGUCUGCUGAGAGAGCACGAGAGCAAUAUGGAGAAACUUCGUGAUAACUUUAUGGACGAGCAGGAGAGAUCCAAGAUGGCUCUGGCAUCCAAACUGGCAGCGAGAAAAAAGAAACGUCAUGGAGCAGAAUACGCCAAAUUCUCAAAGCAAAUGCAAAUGGAGGAGGAUAACUUGCAGCGUAAAAACCUUGAUCGGAAAUCUCAGGAGAGUCAGCUUAUGGGAGAUAACUCCGCGAACAAGACGGACACGUCCACAGUGCUAAUUGGCGAGUUGCCAACAGGUGUCGUGAAACCGAGUGGAGACAAGAACGGAAAGGUGUCAUCGUCAGGUUCCCUUGGAGUGGAAUUGACCGGUAACCAGGAACAAGACUGGGUGAAUCUCCUAAUGGCGUCACCACUCUUCAAACAGAUCAAUGAUCUCGCGGACAUGCUGGAGAAAUCUGAAGCUACAAUGGAGGAACCUGUUCGCCCGCAUGUCAAAGGUGGUGACUACACAACGCCAUACAUCGAUGUCAAGGACGCACAGUGGACAUGCCGUGGUGACCUUAGCCCAGUGGACAUUGGUCAAAUCUCGUCUAGUCAGUUUGUCGUGUAUAGAUUUGGUGUUUUCGUUAUCAAACUUCUCCAUGAGCAGAUUGGUACGCCAGAAACUACCUUACUUCUUGCCUCAAAUCUUCCACCAAACAACUACGAACGCAAUGCGUUCCGCAACUCUAUAUACUACGAACACGCAAGAAACAUUCUGUUUGUGCGCAAGGAGAGAAUUGACUCUAUCGGUGAAUUUGUUGUGUUAAUUCUGCAUUCAAUGGCUCACGUGAAGUGUGGAGAAAUGACGGAUGAUGGAAAUGCUCAGUUCUUGAGAGUUUUCUACAAGUGCCUAAAGGUCGUUUGUCAGGACAUGUUCUUCUCUCGCACCAAAUCCACGCCGACCACUCGUCACGUGACGGAGCAGGUGACAGGCCAGCAGUCGACCAAUGGCAGGCCAGCGUUGGAGCAGGCCCUAGCGCCACUCACAAAGAAGAUGGAGGAUCGAACUAACACCGUCGGCGAGCUCGUAGACAUGAAGGUUGAGACACCAGGACGUGCCGAAUUCUCACCACAGCAAAUAAAUCGCAGAAUGUACGGCUAUGAAAACAUGUCGAGCACUGCAAGAUUACGGCAGUACCUGGAAUCCAAGGGAGGCUAUCUAGCAACAUCAGAUUUCAUCGCUAACCGCAUGAAUGAGCUGAGAGGGUCUGGUCCAUUGGUCACCUCUAAACCUAGUCAUCACAGAAAGCCACCGCCACCUCCACCAAUAGUCACGCAGCGAGACGUCGUAGAUACGCAGCUUGUAGAAUUCCAAACAACAAACGACGCGCUCAACGAAGAACUUGCAGACGUGCUAAAAAUGGAGGCGGGCCUUCGUGAAGGAAUACGACACAUGGAGCAGGACUCGUCUCAAGCAAAUCUCGUGAGAGAAGCGAGUGAAGAACUGGAGAAACAACUCGUUAGGAAGAACGAUCUCUUGAAACGCAUCGCAACCAUCGAGGCUGACAUUUCAAAGAAAGAAAAGGAGUUGCGGGCCAAGAAAUAAAUAAAUUGAUGUGUUUUCAUAAACUUUUUUGAUUAAAUAUGGACAUACAAACAUAAACAAUAGCCCAGUUUUAACCAAACCAUGAAUCACACAUAUAUUCCUAUUAGUUGGAACAUUUGACAUUACAAAUGCUCCGUAAAAAAAUAACGAAAUAAUUAAUCAAGUACAUUUUAGUUGAAAAAUAACAUAAAUUGCAUCUUUGAAUUUAUUAUUUUUUAAUUUUUGUUUCAAAUGAAACAAAACUUAUAUACAACAAUCUGUAUGCUUACAUUAGAUCCACUACUAUAAAUAAUUAUCAUUAUAUUCUCAAAAGAAAUACUGUGUAUAACUUCAUGGAAGUUUAGUGAUUUAAUCUUUUGCGGUUAAAGGUUGAACAGGGCUAAAUGAUCACUAAUCCAUAUUAUAUAUGUUUGUUUAGAAUAUUACAUACUUAACAUGUGAAUGAUUUAAACCAAGAAAUGAAGUAGUAAAAAAAUACAAUGUUGUCGGCCCAGGGCACUGUUUUAACUACAAGAUAUCUAUCUGAAUUGAAUUCUGAGAAUGUGCCCCACUUUGCUGUGGUUUAAUACUUUAGAAAAAUAACAUGUUGUCACUAAGUCUUAUUUUCAAGGAUUGUGUGCAUUGAAAAUUGAAGAAUCGAUGUGUUUUAACUCUGGUCAUUACUGUUACGCUACUGUGAUAUUUUAAGGCCUUUUUCUGUGCGAUAUUUUGUGAUAUACGUUAGCUGUGUUCUAAGUCUUGACUCGACUUUAUAUCAAAAUGCCUUUUCGUUAAUGAUCAGAUGCAAAAUGGAUUCAUUCUUUUCUUUUUUUCAAACGUAAGCCUUGAUUAAUACAUUCAAAAUAAAGCAAUGAGGAAUUGAGCUCAACUUACAAUUUUCUAACACAAAAUGAAAGUUUUGUUGUGAUGCAGUGUAUUCUUUAUAGCAUUUGAAUUAAUAGUUUAUAACUUAACCAUCACAAAAUAUGUUCUUUAGAAAAUUAGUAUGAAGAAAUGCUUUUUUAUUUUAACCAACAAAACAAAAGAACUAUACACUUUAUAAUUGAAAUUGCUUUUGAAGAAGACAUUGUUAUCAAUAUUUUUUCUGAAGUAUCAAACCUGCUUCUUACAUCUGACAACAUCAAAGUACUAAUGAAUGUCUAUGAAUGACAAUCAAUAAUAAAAUCUACAUGUGUCACAUAUAUGGUAUUUGAAUGUUUGUGCAAUUAUAAAUUUUGAUGCAUUUAGCAAUACUUCUGGAGAUUUUUUUCAAUAACAGUAAGUCAAUAGUGGACAGUAUAACUGUUCUGAUGUUGUAUUUAUGCAUUUUACCUUUUUGUAAAAUUGUGUGCAGCUAUCUUUUAUUGCUCGUGAAUUGAUCAUGUUAUUUAAUACAACGUUUCCCACAAAAGUACAAUAUAUAAUUGUUAUAUUUACAGAUUUAUUUUUUAACUGUAUAUUUGACUACAUAAUAUACAUUUUAAUUGAUGUUUUUGUUGGUAAACUUCACCUAUUACAAAAUUGUAUCACAUCAAAUUCACAAAAGUAAAAUAUAUACUUUUUAUUCUGACAGAUUUAUUUAUAAUACUGUAUAUUUGACUUCUUUAUAGGUAUUUAAAAGCUAUUUAUGUUUGUGUUGGUAAACUGCAUUUAUUACACAAUUUUAUUCCGUCCAAUUUAUUUGUAUAUUUACAUACAUUUAUUUGUAAUGUUCAUAUUGAAAAAAAACACAUAAUAAUGACCAAAAGAAUAUUAAAAAAAACUAUUUAGUAAACAAAAUAUUCAAUACAAUUCGUAUUUAAAAUAAAACUAGUACCCAAAUAUUUUGUACGAAUAGUAACCUCUUUAUUUUUGCUUGUACAUAUAUAUAGUUCACUCAUGUUUUUUAAAAUAUAAUUCCCUAUGUUCAACACAAAUUUGCUGUCCACUUAUUGAACAAUACUUUGUUUUAGUUUACACGAAAUGUGAUGCAUUUAUUUACAAAUUUUACAUCAGAAAAUAUUAUGAAAAAUAAAGUUACGUUGUUAAUAAAUUAAAUUAAUAAACAA
This is a messenger RNA of Dreissena polymorpha, 26423 nucleotides long. RefSeq lists its product as uncharacterized. The record is from RefSeq and is a predicted model, not a curated record. Gene Ontology annotation, cellular component: extracellular region. Lineage: Eukaryota; Metazoa; Mollusca; Bivalvia; Myida; Dreissenidae. Gene Ontology annotation, molecular function: chitin binding.